CUCGAGAAUUUUUUAUUGAUUUGGUUGAAAGUUCAGAUGAUCGUGGUGACUACGUUCGAUAAUUUUUGCUGUUAUAGAGAGGUUCCAGCCCUAGCUGUAUUUGUAGGAAGACGUAUUCUGUUUUGACCUAAUUUUUCUACUCAAUUAUUUCUCCAAUAAUUGGAUUUCUUCAGGUGAUGGAGAAGAACAAUUUUAAAUGAACAACAGAUGAGGAAAUGGCGGUUGCACUUUCUGCAUUAUACCGUCUGAAUCUUCCCUAUCUCCAUGGAUGCGUCCGAGGAGGACAAGGAUGCUAGUAAUGAGCGUAUCCAUUCACAUCAUCAUCAUCGUCGAUCAUUAAAAGUUAGCUUGCUUUGGAGCUUCGAGUCCUCAUUCUUGAUGUUAUGUAUGGUGUUCGUUACUCGUGGCUUACAUUCCCAUGUCUCUCAAAACUUACUCACGUCUCUCGAAACUUACAGUAAAGCAGGGGAAGGCUACAAAACAGCUGCUUACACAAAACCUUAUUCCUUUUUCGACUCGCGAAUGCUUAUAUUCCUGACUCACAGAGGCGAUCAUGAAUCACGAAUGAAUAAGCCAUUGUUGAUUGAUAUUCAUAUUCAUUAAUAUCUCUUCCAAUGCCUUCCCUGACUUGGCCAAGAAUCAAACACAGGGUGCGGAUGGGGCAUAUUCCUGUGAAGAUUUGAGGAGUGCCAAAUAAGAUCAUGGGCAUAACCCCAGAGGAGAUAGCACCAUCUAAUGUCUCACAUUAACUGGAGGUAUUAUCUUCUCUCCAUUUUCAACAAGGAAACCAAUAUUCUAAGAUUAACUUAUUAGUUAGUUUGUUCUAGUUCUCUACAUUCAUCCCAUUAAACCCAGAUCACGACGUUGCACGGUUGA
Cucurbita moschata (crookneck pumpkin) is the source of this 876-nucleotide messenger RNA. RefSeq lists its product as uncharacterized. The transcript is spliced from 4 exons. Bases 265 to 603 code for a protein of 112 amino acids. Lineage: Eukaryota; Viridiplantae; Streptophyta; Magnoliopsida; Cucurbitales; Cucurbitaceae. The record is from RefSeq and is a predicted model, not a curated record.